UUGAUAUGCAUUUAUUCACAUGCUUAAAGUAACCUCAGCGUAAGCGCACUUAAAAGAAAAGAUGACGAUGAAAGUUAAACCACUCGCUUGUUCACGUCGUUACACAUUGUAGGGUUAAUAUUAGAUCGUGUUCUCAAAUCUAAUGUCAUUCUUCCCACAUGUAUGUAGGAUCACAGUAAUGCAUUUUUAAGAACUUCACUAAACCAUGAGAGAAUGUGCGUGUUAUGCGUUAUAUGUGUAUCAAAUAAAGGUACUUUUAUUAACAUGCCUGCUCGUGAUCCAACAACAUCUGGUUAGAAAUAGACUGUGGACCAGGCCAAAAAGCACACAGCGAUUGGAAAGUUAGUUUGAAGUUUCAUGAGUUUGUAGCCGCUUUAUAAUCAUAUAGUUUAAAUAAUAUAACUAGGAAAAACACGCCGCUUAAGAGCAUUUAAGACCCUUUUAAAUACGUAAUACUUCUAAUCUUUUUUUCAAAGUAUUUCAGGCUAUCAGUAUGUUUGUCAGGUUGAGAGUAUAGUGGAGGUAGCGUUUGUACAGUAUUUAUUAGAGUUUUGACGCAUGGUGGUUUACAUUCCAUGGUAAUGAUGAUCACUUGUAGAGUGGAGUAUGUCACACAUUUGUAGAAUGAAGUGUUUCAGAAUGUUGGACAGGGUGUUUGAAUUGUGAUGCUGGGGCUAUAUAUUUCAGUGAGCAGAGGAGAGUGGGAGGGGUGAGUAACUCAGAUAACAUUAUCAUUUAAUGUUUCUUUCAAGAGCUUUAAACUAAGGAUACAGUUCCUUUCCAUAAACCAUUGCAGCAAGAGAUAAAGUAACCACCGUAGUCCAUUUGAUUCACUUAAUUGGCUCUGCCAAUCCACCUUCGUUUUGGACCAGAAGAUUGUGCCAGAUUAUGGUGUGCUGGAUUACAGAGGAGAAGCUGAAGCUUGUGACAGUGCUGGGAGCAGGGCUGCUGUGUGGUACUGCUCUGGCUGUUAUCAUACCUGAAGGUGUGCACGUACUUUAUGAGGACAUUUUGGGAGAGAAGCACGAAUCUGUGAGUGAGGGGCAGGAGGUUGAGGCUGGGGAGACUGUGGUCAAGGAUGUCCUGGGGGUUGCAGUGGCGGGGGGACACGAGCACAGCCGGGGACACGAGCACAGCCACGGCCACGACCACGCUCAGCUGCACGCAUACAUCGGGGUCUCACUGGUGCUUGGCUUCGUCUUCAUGCUGCUGGUGGACCAGAUCGGCAGCUCACACGUACACGCCACCGAGGAUCCAGAGGGAGGGAGAGCAGCCAACUCUAAAAUCACCACCACUCUGGGGCUGGUUGUUCACGCUGCAGCGGACGGCGUGGCUCUGGGAGCUGCAGCCUCCACCUCUCAGACCAGUGUUCAGCUCAUCGUGUUCGUCGCCAUCAUGCUGCACAAGGCUCCGGCUGCCUUCGGGCUUGUCUCGUUCCUGAUGCAUGCUGGACUGGAGCGCAAUCGAAUCCGGAGGCACUUGCUGGUGUUCGCCCUGGCAGCCCCAGUGCUCUCCAUGCUCACAUACCUGGGACUUAGUCAGAGCAGUAAGGAGGCUCUCUCAGAGGUCAAUGCCACUGGAGUGGCCAUGCUGUUUUCUGCCGGCACCUUCCUGUAUGUCGCCACGGUGCAUGUGCUGCCUGAGGUGGGCGGGACUGGGCACAGCCACGCCUCCAAUGGCAAUGGGGGAAAGGGACUGAGCAGAGUGGAGGUCACCACCCUGGUGGUGGGAUGUCUCAUUCCACUGGUGCUCUCGAUAGGGCACCAACAUUAAAACAGGGCUAUUAUUAAUGAUAACAGGACUGAGCUUUUUGAGGGUCACAAUGCCUCUCCUGCAGAGGCAAGACCUAACACAAAAGGAAUGUAUACAAAACAAUGUGUAGAUAGUAUAAACAGAAUGAGAUUCAGUAACAAUAAAAAUCUUUCUGUAAAUCAAGAGGGGGGAUAAAAAGCACUUUCUCAGGGUGCGUGGGGUGUCCUGUUGUGGGAACAGAACAUUUUAAUUAUGUGGGCUUUUUUUUUUUUUUACCUUGUUUGAUAAUAGGGUUAAAAAAGGGGGAAGCUGUGCAAAUGUUUUUUUAUGGUGAAUGUGAGGGUGGUAUUAGAAAUGUUCUACUUAAGGGAUCAUUUUGCAAAUCUAUCUAUUUAAACCCAGAACCUAUAGAACUUAAUCGAAAAUCCUUUGAUAUACAGUAUGCUGGGGCUUACAUAGUCAAGUAUGGCAAAAGGUUUUUUGUGUUCUGUAUAUAUCUGUGGAACCGUGCUGUUAUUGAUAUGAAGAAUGGCCCAAAAGUGUUUAUAAACUAGCCAAAUCGACAUUGUACAGUCCACUCCGAUUUUGACUGAAGCUGGUGUUUUAUUCUAAUAAAUGAACUGACUGUCUGACUGA
Molecule: messenger RNA, 2388 nt
Organism: Polyodon spathula (Mississippi paddlefish)
Lineage: Eukaryota; Metazoa; Chordata; Actinopteri; Acipenseriformes; Polyodontidae
Product: zinc transporter ZIP9-like
Exons: 7
Coding region: 889-1773 (294 amino acids)
Biological process (GO): zinc ion transport; transmembrane transport
Cellular component (GO): membrane
Molecular function (GO): metal ion transmembrane transporter activity
Source: RefSeq, a predicted model, not a curated record